AUGGAGAAUUUUUCAUGGAGCAGACUCCCAGAUCAUAUCCUGAUCCAAUUCUUCUCCUAUAUUCCAUUGGUGGAGCGUUGGAAAGUGGCAUUGGUGUGCAAGUCUUGGCAAACUUGUUUUGAUCAUCCUAGGUUAUGGCGAUAUUUCAAGUUCAGGUUUAUGGAACCGAAAGACAAGGUCAAGUUAAGAUGUCUUGACAAAUACAAAAAUGUGCUGAAGAGUGUGGUGAUUGAACUUCAGCAAAAAGAGAAAGAAAACCGUGACUGUGCCUGCGAAGUUAUUACGAGACUUGCUCGCUGUAAGGAGAGGAAACUUCAGAACAUUACGCUGAACUUUGUAGGUCAAAAUCCUAUGUUUUUCAGAGGCGGCGAGUUCAUCAAUGCCUUGGCCGAGUUGUUUGGACCUCCUGACCCAAGUUGCAGCAUGGUAUUUACACUCAAAGAAGUUGACUUGAGUGGAAUGUCUGUUGUCUAUAGUGAUAUUCUUUUCAACCUUCUGGCCGAUAAUCACCCAAAUUUAGAAGUGCUAAACAUUCUUAAUACGUCGCUGAACUGUAAUACAUGUACUGUCAAACCCUAUUGCAUAUUGAGUGUGGUGAAGAAGUGUACUAAACUUAGAGAGCUUGGUCUCUUCUACUGCAGCAUUUCUGAGGAAGUCCUCUUAGAGCUAGCGGAGGAAGGACGUGCUUCAUUGCAAAAACUUUCUGUUAUGUGCAGGCGAGAAGAGAAAUAUGGGGUAGAUAUUCCAGACAGUGCUUGGGAAACGCUGACAAAGCAAAAUCCAAAUCUAAAAGUGUAUAUAGCUUUUGAUCAUACAUGCCCAUUGCACAAGAUCCAAGCAAUCCUGCAACCACACAUACCGAUUAAAGUUUUACGACUUGAUACAUUUACAGUUUUGCAUAAUGAAGUUUUCCAGGCAGCUGCGUACUACAGUUCAACUUUAGAGGAAGUUGUGGUUCAAGGUAAACCAUCAGCUGACUUAAAUAGGGCGUUGAUUAAUCUCGCUGUGAGUUCGCCUAAUUUGCGAUCGCUUCACUGUUAUUGUGUACUAGAUAAAGACACAGUGGACAGCAUCCUUAAUGGUUGUCCACGUCUUGAAACGUACACACUGAAAACGCAUGUGGAAAACCACCCGUGGAUGCCUAUUCUGGUUGGGCGACAAGUAACUACUAAUCUGAAUAACAUGUGGUUAAAGUGA
This is a messenger RNA of Saccoglossus kowalevskii, 1197 nucleotides long. RefSeq names its product F-box/LRR-repeat protein 8-like. The record is from RefSeq and is a predicted model, not a curated record. Gene Ontology annotation, molecular function: protein binding. Lineage: Eukaryota; Metazoa; Hemichordata; Enteropneusta; Harrimaniidae.